ACAGCAAGUACAAAAGAGAUUAUCAUAUAUGACAAACAGUAUUACACAAAUCACAUUUGCCACAAUGAAAGUAUAAGGAGGCUUUCUUUAAAAGCAAAAACAUACCUCAUGAUGUAUACUAUUUAUUAACUAAUGUGUUUAUAAGAUGUAUAAUUUCUAUAUGUUAUCCGAUUUCCAUCCUACAAAUCUACAAUAUAGACAACAAAAUAUAAAAAAUUUUUUUUUUUUUUUUUUUUUUCAUAUGAGAGUAAAUUAGUAUAUUUUCAUUUUUAUUUUUCUCGUUAAAAUAUAAAAACAUCUUGAGCUAAUUUCACCUCCUAUUUCUCCUACCGUCGAACUAAAUCCUAGGGCACAGGUGAAAUCGCCGAGUGACGUCUAGCCACCGCACCGCCUCCUUCUCCGGUUAUCUCGCUACUAAUCAGACUAUUCCACAGCUAUGUCACAGGUAGACAACAGAAAUUCAUCAGCAGCCAAGCGUGCUAGAACUGACGGGGGGCGUAGAGAAGAUGAUUGGAUCUGCCCAAGUUGUGGCAAUGUCAACUUUUCAUUCAGGACAACUUGCAAUAUGCGUAAUUGCACUCAGCCUAGACCUGCAGAUCAUAAUGGAAAGUCUGCUCCCAAACCUAUGCAACAUCAACAAGGUUUCUCAUCACCCGGGGCAUACUUAGGAUCUGGGGGUCCCCCUCCAGUAUAUAUGGGCGGGUCACCAUAUGGAUCUCCUCUCUUUAAUGGAUCGUCUAUGCCUCCUUAUGACGUCCCAUUUUCUGGGGGUUCGCCUUACCAUUUUAACUAUAAUAGCCGAAUGCCUGCCGGAGCUCAUUACAGACCAUUACAUAUGUCUGGACCACCACCAUACCAUGGCGGAUCUAUGAUGGGAAGUGGUGGUAUGUAUGGAAUGCCUCCACCAAUAGACAGGUAUGGCCUUGGUAUGGCAAUGGGUCCUGGUUCUGCCGCUGCCAUGAUGCCAAGACCAAGGUUUUACCCAGAUGAAAAAUCACAAAAGAGAGAUUCAACUCGCGAUAAUGAUUGGACAUGUCCGAAUUGUGGUAAUGUAAACUUCUCAUUCAGAACUGUAUGUAACAUGAGGAAGUGCAACACUCCAAAGCCUGGUUCUCAGCAGGGUGGAAGCUCAGAUAAAAUAUCCAAACAAAAUGCACCGGAAGGGAGCUGGAAGUGUGAUAACUGUGGAAAUAUAAACUACCCAUUCAGGAGCAAAUGCAACAGGCAAAACUGUGGAGCUGAUAAGCCUGGGGAUCGGUCGAAUGGAUCUCCGUCCCGUGCACCAGAAGAGAACGAUCAGUGAGUCGUAGACAUGUUUGGGGGUUGAGAAGGGUGAGUCUAAUCCAGCGGGUGUCGUAAUGUCAGUCAAUGUCUCGUCAGGUCAGGUCGUCCAUGUUGCUGCGGUCGUCAGUCAAGUUGCUUCUAUGCAUUUGUCUCUUUACUUCCCUUGCGUGGUUGUGGAUUGUAUUAAUAAUGCAAAAAUUGUUUAUUUACUUUGUCGUCCUCGUGGAUCUUGUCUUGCUAUAGAAUCCUCCUCCAGGUCCAUACUGUUUUACAUCCUAAUCUUAAGUAAGUUGGCACUUAUGGUUCAUUCUUUGUCACUCACCUGGUCGUUUUUACCUUAUUAUUAAAAUUAGAAACACUUGGAUACUUUUGGGGGGGGGGGGGUAAUGGAGUCUAUCUAGGGGUUGCAACUGGUUGUUGGUUUUAGACUAAUAAACUAGGUGAUUCUGU
Arabidopsis thaliana (thale cress) is the source of this 1734-nucleotide messenger RNA. Its product is annotated as Ran BP2/NZF zinc finger-like superfamily protein. Lineage: Eukaryota; Viridiplantae; Streptophyta; Magnoliopsida; Brassicales; Brassicaceae. The transcript has 11 exons. Bases 437 to 1303 code for a protein of 288 amino acids. The record is from RefSeq and is marked reviewed.